AUGCAACUUAAAAGUUUAGUUUUUAAAGCUGGAUAUUUGCAAUUAAUCAAUGAGAAUAAUAAACUUAUACAUGUGAUAAUGGUUUUGUUAAAGUUAAAAUAACAGAUUAAUGUUUACAAUGUAAUAGCACUUGCUUAACUUGUUAUGGUUAAGAAUUAAAUUAAUGCUUAAAAUGUUAGGAUGGAUAUUAUUUAGAUACACAUGUUAAUAAUGCAAAUAACUUUGUUCAAAUAAUUGUUUAAUUUGUACAUUUAAUAAUAUAUGCACAAAUUGUUCCUCUGA
Messenger RNA from Paramecium sonneborni, 282 nucleotides. NCBI's taxonomy places the organism in Eukaryota, Ciliophora, Oligohymenophorea, Peniculida, Parameciidae. The record is from the annotation of a GenBank genome assembly.